Dendroctonus ponderosae (mountain pine beetle) is the source of this 1047-nucleotide messenger RNA. RefSeq lists its product as uncharacterized. The record is from RefSeq and is a predicted model, not a curated record. NCBI's taxonomy places the organism in Eukaryota, Metazoa, Arthropoda, Insecta, Coleoptera, Curculionidae. Bases 1 to 1047 code for a protein of 348 amino acids. The transcript has a single exon.
AUGCAACAAAAGAGAAAAAAGCCAGUCAAUGAGGAACUAGUAAUAAAUGCAAUAGAUCAAGUAACGAUAGACGCAAUAUUUAAAUUACGCCAAUUGAUAGAGAAGUCCAUUGAAUUCAAUAAAUCAAUGUACACAUGCUUUGUAGAUUUAAAGCAAGCAUUUGACAAUGUACAGCUUAAGGAUGUCAUCGACCGACUGAACCAAAAAGAUGUCAAUAAGUGUCACAUAAACCUAAUAAAGCAGCUUAACAUAAGCAAUAAAACAAUAAUAAGGACAGAAUGUGGUCCAACAAGAGAACUGAAAGGCUCAUCCGGCAUAAGACAGGGACAUAGCCUUAGCCCAUGCCUUUUUACCAUCAUAAGCGACCAAAUAAUUGGAAGUGUGAACCAAGUCGAUGCAGAAUUCAAGAUAAACAACUACCGCCUGAGAAUACUCUGUUACGCAGACGAUGCUGUCUUGACGGCAGAGAGCGAAGAUGACCUCCAGCGCCUUUUCUACAGAUUCAACCUAACAGCACAGAGGCUUAAUAUGCAAAUUUCGAUCGAAAAAACACAAUCUAUGGUAAUAUCCAAGGAUCCGAUCCGAUGUAAGUUGGUGGUGAGUGAGCACAUUAUACAGCAGGUGAUGAAUUUCAACUAUCUGAGGCUACAAGUAUCGAGCAGCAGAGGUACAGUGAAUAAGGUGGAAAACCAGAUCAGAAAGGCCGUAAGAGUAUCAGGAUGUUUGCGAGAUAUAAUUUGGAAGAACAAAUAUAUGACUACAGGGAGCAAGACACGAAUUUAUAAGACCUACGUCAGACCCAUAAUGACCUAUGCCGUCGAGACAAGAGCUGAAACGUUUGCUACCGAAAGGAAAAUGAGAACAGCAGAGAUGAAAAUCCUAAGAACAAUAAAGGGGAUCACAUUACAUGAUAGGAUACGCAACGAGAACACCAGAAGAGAACUGGGAGUGCAGGACGUUGUCAGAUGGAUGAGAGAGAGACGCCGGUGUUGGAGAGACCACAUAGAAGGAAUGAGGCCAGACAAUACAAGAAGAAGAAGAACAUGA